UUUUUCCUGGAGUCCGGCUUUAGUACUGGAAGGAGCCGUCUCCUUGGCUGCAAGUCCUCGGCACUGAUCCAGGCACGGAUUCCAGAUUGGAUUCUUUUUCUAAGCAAGCUGGGAAGGUAGGAGACGAGAGAGUGGCUACAAUGACUUCAACAGUCUUGGUGGACAUCCGAGAUGAAGUAACCUGCCCUAUCUGCUUGGAGCUCCUGACAGAACCCCUGAGCAUUGAUUGUGGCCAUAGCUUCUGCCAGGUCUGCAUCAUAGGAAACAGUAAUAAUUCAGUGUUCGGCCAAGGAGGGAGGAGCAGCUGUCCUGUGUGCCGGACCUCCUAUCAGCCUGGGAACCUCCGUCCUAAUCGGCACCUGGCCGCCAUAGUGAAGAGGCUCAGAGAGGUUGCGUUGUGCCCUGGAAAACAACUCGAGGUCAUUUUUUGUGCGCUUCAUGGAGAGAAACUCCAGCUCUUUUGCAAGGAGGAUGGGAAGUUAAUUUGCUGGCUUUGUGAACGAUCUCAGGAGCACCGUGGUCAUCACACAUUCCUCAUGGAGGAGGUGGCCCAGGAGUACCAGGACAUGUUCCAGGAGUCUCUGAAGAAAUUGAGGAGGGAGCAGCAGGAAGCCGAGAAGCUAAAAGCUCUUAUCCAGGAGAAGAGGGAAUCCUGGAAGAGUCAGGUGGAGCCUGAGAAACGCCGGAUCCAGACAGAGUUUAAGCAGCUCCGAAGCAUCCUGGACAGGGAGGAGCAGCGGGAACUGAAGAAACUGGAAGUGGAAGAGAGGAAGGGGCUGAGCAUCAUAGAAAAGGCCGAGGGUGACCUGAUCCACCAGAGCCAGUCACUGAAGGACCUCAUCUCAGACCUGGAGCACCGGUGCCAGGGGUCCACCGUAGAACUGCUGCAGGAUGUGGGUGAUGUUACAAAAAGGAGUGAGUUCUGGACCCUGAGGAAGCCCCAAGCUCUCCCCACCAAGCUGAAAAGUUUGUUUCGAGCACCGGAUCUGAGGAAGAUGCUAAAAGUCUUUAGAGAGCUGACAGAUGUCCAAAGCUAUUGGGUGGACGUGACACUGAAUCCACAGACGGCUAAUUUAAAUCUUGUCCUGUCGAAAAAUCGGAGACAGGUGAGGUUUGUGGGUGCCCAGCUGUCCGAGCCAUCCAGUCUGGAAGAACAUUAUGACUGUAGUGUCCUGGGCUCUCAGCACUUCUCCUCAGGAAAAUACUACUGGGAAGUGGACGUGAGCAAGAAGACGGCAUGGAUCUUGGGUGUAUGCAGUACCCCGGUGGAUCCCAUGUUCUCUUUCAGCCAGUACUCCAGCAAGCAGGGCGCCUACUCCAGGUAUCAGCCACAGUGUGGAUACUGGGUGAUUGGCUUGCAGUGUAAGCACGAGUACAGAGCCUAUGAGGAUUCCUCCCCGUCCCUGCUCCUCUCCAUGACCGUGCCACCUCGACGCAUAGGGAUUUUCUUAGACUGUGAGGCUGGCACGGUCUCCUUUUAUAAUGUCACAAACCACGGCUUGCCCAUCUACACCUUCUCGAAGUAUUACUUUCCUUCUGCCCUUUGUCCCUAUUUUAAUCCCUGCAGCUGUAUAGUCCCGAUGACCCUGCGGCGGCCAACUUCCUGAGGUCUGUUACCCCUGCCCACAACUAAGCAGAUUCCUUCAAACACAUGAAUCUCCAUUCUCUGUUCUCCUAGUAGGAUACCUUCCAUUGCUAAGAGUGCGCACCCUUAAGCCAUCUCAUGGAAAAGCAUUUAGUGUUUUGGGGUUUUUGUAUUUUUGCUUUUGGGUUGUUUAUUUUUGUUUUUUGUUUUUUAUUUUUAGAGAUAGGGUUUCUGGAACUCUGUAGGUCAAACUGGCCUUAAACUUGGAGAGAUCCGCUUGCCUCUCCUGAGUGCUGGGACACCAGUCUAGUUGUGUUUUGGUUUUGGGUUUUUUGUUUGUUUGUUUGUUUUUUGUUUGUUUGUAUUUUUGAAACAGGCUGGCCUUGAACUCUGUGAUUGAGAAACUAACUGAGAACUGAUCCAGAGUCCCGAUUACAAGUGGACAUCACCAUACCUGGCUGUGAAUUUGUUUUAGUGUUGUUUGAGAUAGGGUCUCCAUAAAUAGCCCAAACUGGCCACAGACUCAGUCCAUUUGCCUCACUCCCAAAUACUGAUUAUAGAUCUACCUCACAGUGCCUGACUGAGCUCCCAAAUACUGAUUAUAGCUCUACCUCACAGCACCUGACUGAGCUCCCAAAUACUGAUUAUAGAUCUACCUCACAGUGCCUGACUGAGCUCCCAAAUACUGAUUAUAGAUCUACCUCACAGCGCCUGACUGAGCUCUCAAAUACUGAUUAUAGCUCUACCUCACAGCGCCUGACUGAGCACAUUUGACGACUUUUUUCUUUACUAAUGUCUGUGGUCAAAUGUAAAGAACCUCUGAAUUAGAUAGGAAUUUUUUAAUAAAUAUUGAAUUCAGUAAUUUUUUUUCUCUAGUUACUGAGAUACUUGUGUAUCCUUUCUAUUCUGCUCCUGGGUCAGCCUCACUGAGUUGUCUCAGUUGUUACGUUUACCACUGAUUCCUGAAGCAAAACUGUCAUGUGUUACAUUCAGCACUUUAUGUUUGCUGACUCUAGGUUUGGUUUUUGUCUCUUUAUAAACAAACUACCUCUAAGUUUGCAUUCUUUGUUAUCUGUCAAGGCAUAUCAGAAAGAAAUUAUGGGGAAGGGCUUAUGUAUGUGUAUUUAGGAUCACAAUAAAUCCUAAGUAUGUAUAUUUAGGAUUACAGUAAAAAUAAUAAAAUCUUUGGAUGGUUUCAAGAAGAGAUUGUAGCUUUGGUUUUAACAAUAAAUGCUACCACAACCUUCAGCCUUCAGCAUAAAAUUUUAAGAGUGGUAAUAAAAACUAGAAAAUGCUCUUGAAAGGGAGAUAAAGUAAGAUAAGGAGAAGACUUCAAUCAACCAGUAUCAGUUAUUAUUUAGGAGGAGGAAGAAAUUCAGUUACCCAUUCUCACAGUGAGUUAUUCUGGUCCCCCCAGCCCCUCUUAUUUCUUCUGUAGAGCUAGGUACUGAACUCGGCUUUUUACUUCAAGCAGAGACAUUUUAGCACCAAGCUUAACCCCAUUUUUGUGUUUUGUAUUGUUAUUAUUGGGGUUUGUUUGUUUGUUUGUUUUGUUUUGCUGACACAGGGUUUUAACACAUUUCCCAGGCUGGCCUUGAGCUUGCUAUCAAGUGCAGGCUGACUUUAAGCUUUGCCUCAGCAUCCUGAGUAACUAGGUGUUUAGGGUAAUACUGACUUUUCAUCUUAGCCUGGACCUUCUCUUUGUGCUCAUAUUCAAAUUGCAAAUGAGUGAACCGCUUUGGCUUUGCUGGAAAGGUGCAACAAACUUUCAUAUUCAACUGUGAAAAAAGUUAUAGCUGUGAAGAUGGAAAUGAGUGUCGGGGGAGGUGCAGCUGGACUUCUGACACUGCAGACAAGGGCUACUCGUGGCUUUUGGUACUCUCCAAUGUACUGUAACAGUGAAAUACUGAAUUUCCAUAAAAGCAAUGUAAAAUAAUCUAUUAUCUUACAAUGAUGGUAUUUUGGAUAUAUUUUAAAUAAAAUGUUUUAUUUCAGGAUGGAGUCUUCUUACUCUGUAGCCCAGGCUCGCCAUCAAAUUGUAGUGGUAGCUUCCUGCCUUAGCCUUUCAACUGCUGGGGUUAAGGCAUAAGCCACCACAGGCAGUUUUCCCUGUAUGUUUUAAAUGUGGGUACUAGGAAAUUUUCAGUUAUACAUUAACUGGCUUCUGUUACACUUCUACUGUCAAGAUGAACUUUCUAUUCUUGGGGGAACCCUAGAAUAAUAAAGACUUGGCCAGAGAACC
Mus musculus (house mouse) is the source of this 3827-nucleotide messenger RNA. RefSeq names its product tripartite motif-containing 6 (gene Trim6). Lineage: Eukaryota; Metazoa; Chordata; Mammalia; Rodentia; Muridae. Gene Ontology annotation, cellular component: cytoplasm. The transcript is spliced from 8 exons. Gene Ontology annotation, biological process: positive regulation of defense response to virus by host; free ubiquitin chain polymerization; negative regulation of gene expression. The coding region runs from base 141 to 1607 and encodes 488 amino acids. Gene Ontology annotation, molecular function: protein-macromolecule adaptor activity; zinc ion binding; protein kinase binding. The record is from RefSeq and is marked validated.